UUGUACCCCCCAGGACGGGGCCAUGGCAGGGCUGGGGGGGGCUGAGGGCCCCAGCCCCUGCAUGAGUGUGGCCUCCCAGUUCUUCAGCAAGGAAGAGUGUGGCAGUGAUGGCGUGAGCACUUCCGAGCGGGUGGUGGAUCUCCUCAACCAGGCAGCUUUGAUCACCAAUGAUUCCAAGAUCAACAUCCUCAAGCAGGUGCAGGAGCUGAUCAUCAACAAGGACCCGACGCUGCUGGACAGCUUCUUGGAUGAGAUCAUCACCUUCCAGGCUGACAAGUCCAUCGAGGUGCAGAAGUUUGUGGUGGGCUUCAUCGAGGAGGCCUGCAAACGGGACAUCAAGCUGCUGCUGAAGCUUAUCGCCAACCUCAACAUGCUGCUCAAGGAUGAGAACGUCAACGUGGUGAAGAAGGCCAUCCUCACCAUGACCCAACUCUACAAGGUGGCUUUGCAGUGGAUGGUGAAAUCGAAGGUGAUCAGCAAGUUACAGGAAGCUUGCUGGGAGAUGACGGCGGCUAUGGCCAGCAACAUCAUCCUCCUCGACUCGGAUAACGACAGCAUCCGCACCCACGCCAUCAAGUUCGUGGAGGGACUCAUCAUCACCCUGUCACCCCGCAUGGCCGACUCCGACGUCCCCAAACGUCACGAGAAUGACAUCAGCCUUGAGCGCAUCCCCAAAGACCACCCUUAUAUCAAAUACAAUGUGCUGUGGGAGGAAGGUAAAGCCGCCCUGGAGCAGCUCCUCAAGUUCAUGGUGCACCCGGCAAUCUCCAGCAUCAACCUGACAGCCGCGCUGGGUUCCCUGGCCACUAUCGCCCGCCAGCGGCCCAUGUUCAUGGCCGAGGUCAUCCAAGCCUACGAGACCCUUCAAGCCAACCUGCACCCUACCCUGGCCAAGUCGCAGGUGAGCAGUGUCUGUAAGAACCUGAAGCUGCACCUCCUCAGCGUCCUGUGGCACCCAUCCUCGGGGGACUUCCAGCCCCAGAUCACCACCCUCCUCGUCGACCUGGGCACCCAACAGGCCGAGAUUGCCUGCAGCAUGCCCAGCCCCUGCGACGCCCGCAAACGACCCCGUGACGAGCCCGACACCACCCUCAAGAAGAUGAAGAUCGAACCCCCGGGCGAGGAUGACGAGGACAAAGACCUGGAGCCGACGACGGUGACGGCACCUAAAGCGACCGGCCAGACCAACGUCCCCUCAGACACGGACAUCACCGCCGAGUUCCUGCAGCCGCUUCUCGCCCCGGAAAACGUCGCCAACCUGGCGCUGAUCAGCAUGGCGUACCUCCCUAAGGCCAUGCCCACGUCCUUCCAGGCCACCUACACCCCUGUGGAGUCAGCUGGCACCGAGGCGCAGAUCAAACACCUCUCCUGGCUUAUGGCCACCCAGAUGACGGCAGCGGGACUUGGCCCCGGCGUGGAGCAGACGAAACACCUGAAGGAGGAACCGAAGGAGGAGAAGGCAGCCAAGCCGGAGAGUGUGGUGAUCAAGCGGCGGCUGUCAGCGCUGUCCCAGGGCCAGGCCAUCUCAGUGUUGGGUGCCCAAGGUUCGGCCGCCAACCUGCUAGAGGAGGAAGCCCCCCAAACCAAACGUUGCCCUGAGCCCAUCAUCCUGGCCAUGUAGCCCCAGCUGGCGGGCGCUGGUGGCCGUAAGAAGGUUUUCUGUCUGGCCGAUGUCCUCAAGUUGCUGAGCGACACGCAGAUGGAGAAGCUGAAGCUGAGCACCGUCAAACGCAUCCUGUGUGCCGAGUGCGCCAUCGCCUGCAGUGGGGCCGCCCAGGCUCACGUGAAGAUCUUGGCCUCACUGGUGACGCAGUUUGAGGUGCCACUGAAGAGUGAGGUGCUGGCCUUCAUCCUCGAUGACAUCCAUGGCCGCUUGGGCCUGGCUUUCGCCUGGCUUUUCCAGGAGUACAACGCCUAUCAUCUGAGCCAAUUCCCCACCAGCAACCUGGAAUGCCAUGACGAGUGUCUCAUUGGGCUCCUCGCUGGUCUCCAGGAGAAGUCCGACCAGAAGGACGGGAUUUUCACCCAAGUGGUGCUGGAGGCGCUGCUGAUCACCAAGAGCGCGCUGGAAGUCAUCCGUAAAUACUGUGAGGAUGAGAGCUGGACCUACCUAGGCAUGUCCAUGCUGCGUGACCUCAUCUUCAAGUGGCCGUUGCGGCAAUUCCAGUACCUCCAUGUCCUGAUGGACCUCAGCUCCCACGAGAAGGACAAGGUACGCCAGCAGGCCCUCCUCUUCAUCAAGCGCAUGUACGAGAAGGACCAACUGUGGGAGUACGUGGAGAAGUUUGCCCUCAACUACCUGCAGCUCUUGGUGCACCCCAACCCACCCUCUGUCCUCUUCGGGGCCGACAAAGACGGGUGAGUGGCGGUGCCAUGGACGGAGGAGACCAUCAAGCAAUGCCUCUACCUCUACCUGGCGUUGCUGCCCCACAACCACAAGCUUAUCCAUGAGUUGGCUUCUGUCUACACCGAGGCCAUCGCCGACAUCAAGCGCACCGUCCUGCGGGUCAUCGAGCAGCCGAUCCAUGGGAUGGGGAUGAAUUCGCCCGAGCUGCUGCUGCUGGUGGAGAACUGUCCCAAGGGAGCCGAGACGCUGGUGAUGUGCUGCCUGCACAGCCUGACGGACAAAGAUAGGGGACGGAGAGGAUGCAGCGGGGUGGCAUGUGCCUGGCAGUGACGUGCCACCUCCUCCUGGCAGUGCCUCCCUCGCCCAAGCUGGUGAAGAGGGUCCGCGACCUCUAUCACAAGCGGCUGCUGGACGUGAGGUUCCUCAUCCCCGUCUCAACGGGCCGGAGAAGGU
This is a messenger RNA of Harpia harpyja (harpy eagle), 2800 nucleotides long. It is a transcript of the gene SYMPK, whose product is annotated as symplekin scaffold protein. NCBI's taxonomy places the organism in Eukaryota, Metazoa, Chordata, Aves, Accipitriformes, Accipitridae. The record is from RefSeq and is a predicted model, not a curated record. Gene Ontology annotation, cellular component: mRNA cleavage and polyadenylation specificity factor complex.